Molecule: messenger RNA, 2789 nt
Organism: Asterias rubens (European starfish)
Lineage: Eukaryota; Metazoa; Echinodermata; Asteroidea; Forcipulatida; Asteriidae
Product: solute carrier family 23 member 1-like
Exons: 11
Coding region: 4-1713 (569 amino acids)
Biological process (GO): transmembrane transport
Cellular component (GO): membrane
Molecular function (GO): transmembrane transporter activity
Source: RefSeq, a predicted model, not a curated record
UUCAUGACGAGUUUUGGCGGGAAUGUUUCUACGGUGUUCAUCCUUGCUCCACAUUUCUGCAUUGAUCACGAUGCUGCACUAAAAGGGCAGCUCAUUGGUACCCUGUUCGUUGUCAAUGGGCUGGUAACCGUCCUUCAAUGUACUAUUGGAGUAAGAUUGCCGAUUAUCCAGGGCGCAAGUUUUGCCUUCGUUGUUCCAACCAUUGCUAUUCUACAAACAAGGGGCGAAUGCCUCCCCGUACAAACAGAUGAGCAGAAGCUAGCAGCUGAUGAAGAUUGGUUGUUACGUAUCAGAGAGAUCCAAGGCGCUAUUAUGGUUGCAUCUUGCGUACAGGUGGUUGUAGGAGCCACUGGUAUCGUGGGGCUCUUGAUGAAUUUCAUUGGUCCCCUGGCAAUAACACCAACCAUCACGCUGAUUGGUCUAUCCCUUCACCAAACAGCAGCGUUGAAGUCUGGCGCUCACUGGGGCAUAUCUGUCUUGACAACCGUUCUCAUUAUAAUCUUCUCGCAGUUCCUACCUGAAGUUGGGAUACCAUUUUGCGGCUACAAUUCUCAAAAGAAGUGCCAUGUGACAAGGUUUAAGCUCUUCAAGUUGUUUCCAAUAAUUUUGGCUAUAGCCAUCGCCUGGCUUUGUUGUUUCAUAUUCACGGUCACCGGCGUGUUCCCUGACGUCCCGAAUGAAAACACAACAGAUCCUGGGUACGGAUACCGUGCUCGAACCGAUCUCAACAGUAUUGUCCUGGAGAGCUCGCCCUGGUUUUAUUUCCCGUAUCCAGGUCAGUGGGGUACGCCCACCCUGGCACUGUCAAGCGUUCUUGGCAUUGUGGCGGGAGUUUUAGCGUCCAUCAUAGAAUCAGUUGGCGACUACUACGCAUGCGCCAGGUUGUCUGGUGCCCCGGCUCCUCCAAAGCAUGCCAUCAACAGAGGUAUCGUACUGGAAGGGAUAGGAUGCAUACUAGCUGGUGCCUGGGGGACUGGAAACGGAACCACUUCACACAGCGAAAACAUCGGAGCAAUUGGGCUCACAAAAGUUGGAAGCCGCGUAGUUGUGCUGGCUGCUGGUUGCAUUAUGGUUCUACUUGGGCUGGUCAGUAAACUCAGUGCUCUAUUCGCAAGCAUACCUGAUCCAGUCGUUGGGGGCGUACUCUGUGUGACAUUCGGGAUGGUAACAGCCGUCGGCUUGUCCAAUCUACAGUACAUUGACCUCAACUCAUCUCGGAAUCUCUUCAUCGUCGGCUUCUCUACACUAAUGGGACUCGUUGUGCCUCACUAUCUCCAAACAAACCCAGGUUCCAUCAACACUGGGUCAGGUGAAGUCGAUCAAGUCCUGACGGUAAUUCUGUCAACCGGAAUGUUCAUUGGUGGAUUUCUGGGCAUUUUGCUGGACAAUACCAUUCCAGGAACCAAAGAGGAACGAGGCUUCACGGCGUGGCGUGAGCACAUCACUGGAACAGAAAGUGAGAAUGACGAACCAACAGAUGUUAAAGUUGCCGAAGAGGGGGUAAGUAAGCACCCGAGCCAGACGCCUAACCGACGCCUUGUUGAAGAGACUACAACUUCACUGCCAAAGUGCUACGACCUACCAUUCGGUAUGAGGCUCAUUAGACGUUGGACCUGGUGCUCGUACUUACCAUUCAGUCCAACAUUCAAGAGUUAUAAAUGCCCCUGCAUAAAGAGUGAUUUUGAAAAGAAAUCAGAGAACAACUCCAGUUAGAAAGUAUAUGAAAAAGCGGAAUAUGUAUCAUGUAAACUAUACCUACAUUUCUAAGGAAACAAAGAGUUAAUAGUAAAACAUUUGCACACUUGAUUUACUGACUGUGGUACGCUGAUAUACAGAUUAUUUGCACAUGACGUCAUUUACCAUUAUUGGUUUUUUAAUGAUUUAAGAUAGUUUAAAGGCAAAAUAGGAAAUUAAUGGCCGACUUUCAUACUCCAUACAUUUUAUUUUAUUUAACCCAUAAUAAGCAUAGGUUUACAUUCCUUAACCUCAAAAACAGGUCUUAAGAUAAGUAUUUUUACCGGACAACAUGGUGUCAUUUUAACACCCCAGUACGGGGUGUUAUAUAAAAGCACAACCGUUGGAGAACAUUUAAGUAUACAGAAAUCAUUGUCUUUUACCAUGAAAAAACCCAGCUUACAAUAAUUGAAUUAGAGGACAGUUGAGGUUUUAGGACUCCAUUGUCUAUACACAAAGAGGUCUUUCUCCUGUAGUUUCAGCCUUGAAGUUGUUUUCCCUCUUUCAAAUAGGAACAAAUGUUGGUUUUGCGGUAAAUGUUAUAACUUAAUUAUACUAUAGUAUAAUUGGCUGUCACGGGUAUUAUACUAUCUGUCACGGGUAUAAAGGAUGCAAUGGUGUCAAACUAACACACGCCUGCAAAUUUGCUUCAUGUCCACUUGGCAUUUGUUGAAUCCUUGGGUGCUUUUUAAUAAUUGUUAUGUAGGACAAAGCUGUGUCAAUCCUUUUGUUUUCAGAAGGACAGUCAACAAUGGUAAAUAGAUAAAGCUUUGUGAACGAGGUGUAGGCGUCUUCUCUCACUUAAUGCGGAGAGGUUGAUAGUAUAAAACAUUGUGAGAAACGGCUCCCUCUGAAGUAAUGUAGUUUUCGAGAAAGAAGUAAUUUUCCACGAAUUUGAUUUCGAGACAUCAGCUGUAGAAUUUGAGGUCUCGAAAUCAAGUAUAUUAUUGUGCACACAACUUAGUAUGACAAGAGAGUUGUUUUCCUUCAUUAUUAUCUCGCAACUUCGACGACCGAUUGAGCUCAAAUUUUUACAGCUGUGUUAUUUUAUGUAU